UGAACUCUGAACACCUCUCCCCGCUCGCGUGGCGAAUCUUCUAGUGUAGAAUAGAACCUCACCUCACCUCGUUUAUCCAAAACUUUAACCAAAACCCCAAUACGCCGUCGUUUUUACUCCACACCCAAAUGCUUGCUGAUGAAAAGUCUCCACUUGUUGUUGUCUUCCCCGAUCCUCCUCCACCGCUUCGCUUCUCGCAGCAUCGCAACUCUGUCUUCUUCUCUACACAGACGAAGAAUCAUCGUCCGUACAAAUCGUCAUUCGUUUCCUUUCCCGAUUCUCUCGAGACCCGUUUCUUCAGGCAAGGUCUUGGCCAUGGCGUCGAGCUCGUCAGCAGCAUCUCCGAAACAUACCAAUCGUUUGGCUGCUGAGCACAGUCCUUAUCUCCUUCAGCACGCGCACAAUCCGGUUGAUUGGUUUCCAUGGGGAGAAGAAGCUUUUGAAGAAGCAAGGAAGAGAGACGUCCCCAUCUUCUUAUCAAUUGGAUACAGUACCUGUCACUGGUGCCAUGUGAUGGAAGUUGAGUCAUUUGAAAGUGAAGAAGUGGCGAAACUCUUGAACGAUUCAUUUGUUAGUAUCAAGGUGGAUCGAGAAGAGCGGCCUGAUGUGGAUAAGGUUUAUAUGUCAUUCGUCCAGGCUCUCUACGGUGGAGGAGGCUGGCCACUCUCCGUCUUCCUUUCACCUGAUCUGAAGCCGCUAAUGGGUGGAACCUACUUUCCUCCAAGUGACAACUACGGAAGACCAGGAUUCAAGACUCUCCUCAAGAAAGUUAAAGACGCGUGGGACACUAAGAGGGAUGUGCUUGUGAAGAGCGGUACUUACGCUAUUGAAGAACUCUCAAAAGCCUUAUCUGCAAACGCUGGCAAUGAUAAAUUGCCAGAUGGACUUUCCCGGACGGCUGUGACUAUAUGCGCAAAACAACUUUCUCGAAGCUACGAUUCAAAAUACGGUGGUUUUGGAUCUGCGCCAAAGUUCCCAAGGCCUGUAGAGAUCCAGCUGAUGCUUUACCACUCCAAAAAGCUCAAGGAAGCUGGCAAAACCAGCGAGGCUGAUGAAGACCAAAGCAUGGUUCUAUUCAGCCUCCAAGGCAUGGCCAAUGGAGGGAUGCAUGACCACAUUGGAGGCGGGUUCCAUAGGUACAGCGUUGAUGAAUGUUGGCAUGUUCCACAUUUUGAGAAGAUGCUAUAUGAUCAAGGGCAGCUAGCUAAUGUCUACCUAGAUGGUUUCAUCAUCACCAAGGAUGUUAUGUAUUCUUAUGUGGCGAGAGACGUCCUUGAUUAUCUGAGGAGAGACAUGAUUGCACCUGAAGGUGGAAUAUACUCUGCUGAAGAUGCUGAUAGCUUUGAGUUCGAAGGCGCAAAGAGAAAGAAGGAAGGAGCUUUCUAUAUAUGGACCAACGAUGAGAUUGAUGAGGUUCUUGGGGAGAAUGUAGAUCUUUUCAAGGAGCAUUACUAUGUUAAGAAGUCAGGUAACUGCGACCUCUCAAGCAUGAGUGAUCCGCACAACGAGUUCGCUGGCAAGAACGUGCUGAUCGGGAGAAAUGAGCUGUCUGCAAUGGCGUCAAAGUUCAGCCUCUCCGUUGAGAAGUAUCAGGAGAUUUUGGGUGAAUGCAGAAGAAAGCUUUUCGACGUCAGGCUGAAGAGACCUAAGCCUCAUUUAGAUGAUAAGAUAAUUGUGUCGUGGAACGGUCUUGUUAUCUCGGCUUUGGCGAGAGCGUCUAAGAUUCUUGGGGCUGAGCCUGAAGGCACCAAGUACUGUUUCCCUGUGGUGAAUAGUCAGCCGGAAGAGUACAUAGACGUUGCAGAGAAAGCAGCUUUGUUCAUAAGAACCAAUCUCUAUGAUGAGCAAUCACACAGAUUACAACACAGUUACAGAAAGGGACCAUCCAAGGCUCCUGCGUUUUUAGAUGAUUAUGCUUUUUUGAUCUCUGGUUUGCUUGAUCUCUACGAGAAUGGAGGUGGGAUCAACUGGCUUAAAUGGGCCAUUGAACUUCAAGAGACACAAGAUGAGUUGUGUCUGGACCGAGAAGGAGGAGCGUACUUCAACACUGAAGGACAAGACCCAUCUGUUCUUCUCCGUGUAAAAGAGGAUCAUGAUGGUGCAGAGCCUUCAGGGAACUCUGUUUCUGCUAUUAACCUUGUGAGGUUAGCUUCCAUUGUUGCUGGAGAUAAGGCUAACUCCUACUUAACCACUGCACAGCGUCUCCUGGCAGUCUUUGAGUUGAGGUUGAAAGAAAUGGCUGUGGCGGUGCCGUUGAUGUGCUGUGCGGCGGAUAUGAUCUCUGUUCCGUCGAGGAAACAGGUUGUGCUGGUUGGUUCCAAGUCUUCUGCAGAGUUCAACAACAUGCUGACAGCAGCACACUCGGUGUAUGAUCCUAAUAAAACGGUGAUUCACAUAGAUCCUUGGAGUUCUGAUGAGAUGGAGUUUUGGGAAGAGUACAACAGUAAUGUAGCUGAGAUGGCUAAGAGGAACAACAGAGACUCUGACAAAGUGGUGGCUCUUGUUUGUCAACACUUUACCUGCAGUUCUCCUGUCUUUGACUCUUCUUCUCUCACUCGCUUGCUGUCCAAGUAACAGGAGAGAUUCCAUGUUUGCUUGUGGUGUGAGGAACAAGAUCAACGUUUUUGUUGAUAAAUAAGGAGAUAUACGCACAAAAAUAAAUGAGAUAAUUAAACCAGAUAUUUUUUUGGUUGAACACAAAACGAGACUUGAAUUUUCCUAAAAGAA
This is a messenger RNA of Brassica oleracea var. oleracea, 2727 nucleotides long. Its product is annotated as spermatogenesis-associated protein 20. The transcript is spliced from 15 exons. The record is from RefSeq and is a predicted model, not a curated record. Gene Ontology annotation, biological process: carbohydrate metabolic process. Lineage: Eukaryota; Viridiplantae; Streptophyta; Magnoliopsida; Brassicales; Brassicaceae. Gene Ontology annotation, cellular component: chloroplast. The coding region runs from base 139 to 2574 and encodes 811 amino acids.